UGGGCGAAAUUUUACCUGUCACAGGUAUGACACAUAAAUAGGUCGCACAUAUUUCAAACGGUAAACAUGUAAAGAAUUUUACAUGGCUGAUUGAAAAACUUUUUAUUGAACACCGAUUGACAGGAAUAUUUUCAGAAGAAAUAAACGUUUGUGUUAAUUGUACGUUCAGAUAUGUAAAACUAAAGACGUAAGAUGGAAUCAGAGCCAGUGGCCUUGAUUUUAGCCUCCCAGGAGGAUGUUUUAUCUCACGGACAUGUAUUAUAUGGACUAGUCAAAGCGGGCAAGGAUGAAAACUGCGUGGAAUCAACAUCACGGAUGGUUAACGUUGUUCCAAGAAAGAGAAUUUACUGUAUGGAUAGCGUAGAUGAGCUGAUUGAAUUCCGAAAAGAAUUGUUAAAACGUCCGUUGGUACUGCAGCCAAUUAUACAGGCAGGAAGUGGUAUACAACGUCUAGAUUGCUUUUUCUGUGUGAAGAAAGAACCAUGGGUACUUAUGGUAAAUCAAUUUCAUCAGAAGAUAAUGGAAAAGAUCAGUUUGGGUAUGGACAUGGCGGCUAAAAGUAUGUUCAGAGGAGAACCUGUUGUCUUGGAGUUUGCGUUUGGUGAUAUUUUGAAGAAACAUUAUUAUGGAAACAUAUCGAAGUAUAUGUCAUCAAAGUUUGCCUACACAGACUGUGAAUAUGGUGAUAUAAUAAUCAGAUCGUCUCCUAACAGAUCGUUUGGAAAUAAAGUGGCACAGUUUAAAUUCAGUUUUGAGGAUGUAACUGCUAGUGAAAUUAAAGUAAGAACAAUUGAAGAGGCAGCUAAAGAAAAGAGAUCACCAGUGUUAGAGUUUAUACCUCAAAGUCAGUUGACAGAUAUUUUACCAAACUGGGUGUUCGAUGAAGUUGAAGUAGAAGAAUCAAUUGUUUCAACAUCGGAUUACCAUUCAGAUUCAAAUAAUGGCGCAACUGGUGGUAUGGUUGUGACGUCACAACCGCGUGAGUAUACACACUCUCGGCCAAAAUCAGAUAGCAGUAAACAUUAUGUGUCAGUUGACCUUCACGUGCAAGGAGAAAUGUAUAGCAAUGAACAAGAAAGUGUGCAAGAUUCUGAAAAUGAUUAUGAAAUAGGACGUAUUCGCCAUUUUCAUCAAGGAAGUGGGAGAUCAGAUUCGUCAAUGGCGGACAGUGGUUUUGGUGACAUAGUAGUGCACAAUGAGAGAGCACAAUUGCAUGACAGGAAAAUGCGGACAAAACAUAAGUUUCCUCAUAAAAGAAAUAAUUAUGAUAAUUAUGCAUUUGAGGACGAGGAUUUUGAAGAACCCGAGGUGGAUACGAUUAUAACACGAACUGGGAAGAAAACAUUUAGAUCUGUUGAUAAGGAAUCUUUGUCUGCACGAAUGAUGGAGGAAAGUUAUAUGUGAUGAAUUAUGCCAUAUUUUUUGCCAGUGCCAUAAUAUUUUCAAUUGUUAUAUUCGUUGGUAAUUUCUUCUUCAUUUAAUGAAUGAAAUUAUUUUCAUUUUUAUAUACUGUGAACACAAAAUUUGUAAGUAAUUUUGUUUAUUGUAAUUUGUACAUUGAGCUUCCACAAAUUUCAAGUCACUCUUAAAAAUGUCAAGACCAUUGAACAGGGCAAAUCAGGGAAUAUAAAAUAUGAAGCGUUUUGCUUCAGAUACACACUAGCUGCACUCAUUUAUAUCAAACUACAUAUGUAAAUUCCAAUGGUCUAUUUGCCAAUUCUGUAAUAAGAGAUCCAUUUGUAUGAGUUGGAGAGGGACCUACAUUUCCAUUGCCAAUGAAGAGCAAAUUUACAGUUGCGUAAUGUGUGUUAUCUGAAAGUUUGUUUUCAAAUCUUUCUAUUUGACUUGUUAAGGUUAAAACUGUUGAUAUCAAGAGUUAUUUUUCAAUAAGAAUAUGUUAACACGCCUAUGUAUCACAAAUUAUCUUGCCUUACACUGGCAACAGACCAGUCUGUCCGGUUUAGGAACAAUCUACAAUUGGUUAAGGCAAACAACAGUUUUUUUUAAUAUUUAAUAACAGAAUCGUUUUGGUAAAUGACAAAAAGACGAUUCUCACAGGUACUUAUUGACUGGUUUGACCUUCCCUUUUUAUUAUUCCUUUUCGUCACUUUUAUUUCAUGUUCAUAGUUAACUUUCAAUUACAAUCAAUGUUUCAGUAGAAGGUAGUGGGUGUUUACUUAUGACCCUUUGGGAUAAAACAAAUCUCAAAUGUUGAUUAUUAGCAGAACGUGAAUGAAAAGAAAUUAAACAAAAUAAAAAGGAAGAAGGUAAUUAAUUUAGUCAACAAGUACCUAUGAUGUAUCUUGGAGGUAUUUUUACUUCAAAUUUCAAAGAUAUCAGGUUUCGUAAAUAUAUUUCCAUUAAAUAUGCUUUACAUUGCUUAUUCAUAAAUUAAUCUUUGAUGAAUAUAAUCAAAAAUAUAUUUUGAAUGAUAUACAUACAGAUAUUGAAAAUUAAUAUCUAUAAAAAUAUCUUUUAAUGAAGAUUUCAAAAAUCAAUUAAACAUUCAUAUUUUCAAAAUAGAUUGUAAUGAAGAGCAUUAUUAUAAUUUAUCAUUUUAACAAAUUACUAAGGAGACUUGAUUUUUUAUUAAUAGUUUCAUUAUUUGUUCCUCAAAAGUUAUGAUUUUUUUCAUAAGAACCUACGAAAGAAAUAAAGGUUGAGAAAAUAAUCUAACUACGUUAGAUUACUGAUAUUCAUGAUGUGAAUAUUUUUUUCUUUUUCCUGGUCCAGGGGCCUAUCGAAAAUGUUCGGUUACAUCAGCACAACAUUGGAGUAUACAUUGUAAUGUUUGGAUAAAAAAAAUUACAGGUUUUGCGGUUGUGUUCUAUUUCAACCCUCCAAAAAUGGUUGAUAAUUUAGUUUCUCUGUUUUUAUUUUAUUUAUUUUUUUUUUUGCCCUUCAUCAAUAUUUCGCUCUGCUCCAAUAUGACUUUAAUUGUAUAUUAAGAGAACAAGACAAUAAUCAUUUAGAUUUUAUUUGGAAAUAGUUAACUUACAGAGUAAUCAGAAUAACAAACAGUUAGUCGACCAGAUAAAACAGUUACCAUAGGAACUGAAUCAUUGGAUGUGCAUGGAUGUAUAAUCCGUUUCAGGGUAACAUUUUUAUAAUUUCCAUAUUUUCCAUGAUUGUAUGCAAUUCUGUGGGAACGAACUGAAGCGAAAAGAGCAAACACUUGAUCAUUUCACGAUAUCUUACAGGUAAUUAUUAAUCUAGUCCUGGAUAAUGCUUAUUUUAAUAUUUAUGAUUGUUAUAACAUUCCGGGUCGUUUUUGUCUUUGCAAUAGUUUCCAUAUAUAUUUUAUUUAACCAUAUAACUUAUUAAUUUGUUAUGUGAAAAUAAAUAUUUUGUAUGUAUAUACAAUUACUUAUGCAAUAAAUAAAAUGUAAAAACUUC
This is a messenger RNA of Mytilus californianus (California mussel), 3396 nucleotides long. RefSeq lists its product as uncharacterized. NCBI's taxonomy places the organism in Eukaryota, Metazoa, Mollusca, Bivalvia, Mytilida, Mytilidae. The transcript is spliced from 7 exons. The coding region runs from base 193 to 1404 and encodes 403 amino acids. The record is from RefSeq and is a predicted model, not a curated record.